Messenger RNA from Podarcis lilfordi (Lilford's wall lizard), 28820 nucleotides. NCBI's taxonomy places the organism in Eukaryota, Metazoa, Chordata, Lepidosauria, Squamata, Lacertidae. The record is from the annotation of a GenBank genome assembly.
ACUUCCGGUACACAUCGAUUAGCUCCGUGUCAAGGGUCUCGGAAGUCUGUGAUGUCCGAGUUAGUAAUGGUGGGUGAUCCCUUUUUUUCCUUUUCCUUCCUCACCUCGUUGCCUUCAUAAGAGGACGGCCAGUAUCUUACCCGGGGUGCUAAGUGAGGCGGCGGCCAGGGGUUACUCUGGGGUCUGUGAUAAGUGAUGCAGGGUUUUAUUUUAUUUCUAAUCCACGCAAAAGACCGUAAAGUUGGGGCUAGUGCAGAAAUGUUAAGAGUGGGCAGUGCUAAGUGAAGAAACCCAUAUUUGAAUAGAUUAAUAAAACAUUGGCUUUAAUUGCCACUGAAGCUUUAAUUUGUUUUGGUGCAUUCUGUCCUGCUUUUAUCCGCGUACUUCCAUGUCAAGUGCAGAUGAGAUUGUAAACAUGGAAAGGGUGGGGAGAAGAACCAUGUGCAGCCAUGAAACUGCCAGCACAUUUCGCAAAGCUAAGCAGGAUCCGGUAUGGUUUCACAUCGCUUGGAUGGGGAACCAACACAUGUUGUGAUUCCUGCAUAUUGCAAUGGGGGUUGGGCUAGAUGACCCUGGAGGGGGAGGCGGCCCCUUCAAAAUUUACGAUUCCAUGAUUUCUAUAUAAACUCCUCCUCCGACUGCCCUUGUCCCUGCAGAAGGUCCCGCUAGCAAUUCUAUGCAAAGGCUGCGUGUGACUUUUCAUCCAUUUACAGUGGUACCUCAGGUUAAGAACUUAAUUCGUUCCGGAGGUCCGUUCUUAACCAGAAACUGGUUAAGAAUUGCUGCCACCGCACAAUUUCUGUUCUCAUCCUGAAGCAAAGUUCUUAACCCCAGGUACUACAGUGGUACCUCGGGUUACAUACGCUUCAGGUUACAAACUCCGCUAACCCAGAAAUAGUGCUUCAGGUUAAGAACUUUGCUUCAGGAUGAGAACAGAAAUCGUGCAGCGGUGGCGCAGCGGCAGCAGGAGUCCCCAUUAGCUAAAGUGGUGCUUCAGGUUAAGAACAGUUUCAGGUUAAGAAUGGACCUCCGGAACAAAUUAAGUACUUAACCCGAGGUACCACUGUAUUUCUGGGUUAGCAGAGUCUGUAACCUGAAGUACCACUGUAUUAUAUACACUGCCUCUCUCCUUGGUGUGUUUAUCUCAUCCUCCACUUUUUGUCCUUACAGCAACCCUGUAAGGUGUGUGAGGUGAAGAGACGUAGUGACCUACUAGCCCAAACUCACCUAGAGAACUUUGUGAUUUGAACCAGGAUCUUUCAUAAGAUUCAUUCACAGCACUUGAUUGUAAAAAAAAAAAAGACUAAAAAGGCUUCAAAGCGGUUUACAAAAGAUGAAGCAGUAAAAUCAAGAAAAAAUGACAACCCUACUUUAAAACACACAAAAUGUUAAAAUACUAAAAUAGUCUAAAAUUACACACCGACUUUCUAAGCAUCUUGGUAAGCUUGCCUAAACAAAUGGUUUAGGCAGGCUCCUGCUUGAUCUGAAUAGGCAAGGAGUUCCAAAGUGAAGGCGCCGCCAUACUGGACGGUUGAGUUCAUACAAAUGUGGAAUGGGUAUUAUGUGGCACCUGUAACUGUGUUAAUUCGGCUGACCGAAGUGUAGUGUAAGGCGAUCUCAUAGGUAAAUUGUUCCCAAGCAGCUAAGGGCUGAAUAGACUAAUAGCAACACCUUAAACUUGGCUUAGUAGCAAAUAGGCAACCAGUUCAGAUCUCUGAGCGCAUGUGUUAAAUGCUGACAAGGCCUCACUCCCGUCAGCAAUCGCGCAGCAGCAUUCUGCACUAACUGCAGCUUCCAGAUCAAGCCCCACAUACAGCUAAUCCAGUCUUGAAGCAACCUACCCAACCUUAGCCCCCCACACUGUCCCAUUAUGACUGACCAGAUCUGGUGCUUAGAGAGUUCUGAUAUAACUUGUCUGUGGCCUUUUGUAAUGGAAGAAGGCAAGUGGGAGAUAUGUCUCUGAAUUUGCAUAGCUUUGCUUCUCUGGAAGUUUUAUGUGUUGCAGAUUUCCUACAAGGAUGACGUAUCUACAAGCUGUUUCAUAUGUUUACUACACCUGCCUAAACCCUGUGUGUUGUUGUCAUAAAUGUGAUAUAUGUGAGCAGUGUAACAUAGUGGGAACAUGGAAAAAAUCGUUGAAAAAAAUCAUCAUCCAAUCAGGCUUGGAUGUUCCAAAUGCAUAUUUCAUUAUCAUAGAAGUUGCUGAUGCAAUCUUCUGUGUGCUCCCACUUUGCUGCUGCUUUGCCCGUGUUGAUGUGAACAAAACCAUAAACGUUAUGUCUACACCAGCUGUGAAACAAUUCUAUGCAUUAUGCAGAAUGUGGUAUAACUGUACAACUUCAGACUGCAGGGAGAGAAAAAGAGAGUUCCAUUUUAAAUGCCUGCCCCUAAACUAGCAUAUGCAGGAAAACACACACGCAAAGACUGCCUGUUUUAUGUGGAGAUGCUUUAAAAAAUAUUGUCCCCCACUAGAAUUCUACUGCUUUGCUCUACCGCUAUAAUUUCCCGUUUCCAAUAUUAAAAUGCUUAUGCACCCAAAAGGACACCACCCACAUACAAGAGGGAGAUAACAGCAGGUUUGGAUUUGCAGAAAUUCAUAUUUUAAAACCUUAAUGGGGAAGAUCCCCCCAAAAAGCCCAGUGAAGGCUGAGUGUGUUCAUUGUCUAUAGAUAAUGACAGACAGCUGAGGAAUAAAAGAGUCAAUGGGAUGUGAGCAGUAAUGGAGUAUUGUGUUGGAGGUCAUAGCUGACUGCCUGGAACAAUGUUUUGUUUCAGGUCCCUUGUGUUCUACAAAAUGUGUAGAUUGAUUCCUACACAGAAGUCUAUUAAAUAGUUAAUAGGCCAUGCAUUUAGACUUGUGGAACAAAUUCCUGAUCAGUGGACUAUGAAACUCAAGUCACAUAAAAUUAUGUUUAGUCCAGCCACAGGAGAGUAUUCUGAAAUAAUGCUCAUUUCUACUGUUGUAAACAGGCAGCUUGCAUCUCUUGACUCUGCCGGAAUUCAAAAUAAUGUGCAUUUAAAAUAAUGGCCAUGGAUGUGGGUCAGGAUGAUAGAAGGCGUGAGGAAAAUAAGAAAAGCUUAGCCAUUUUUUCUAGUCUAGCAUUCUGUUUCCAGCAGUGCCUAACCAAAGCUUAGAAAGGGUUACAAAUAGGGUAUCAAAGCAACUGCCCUCUCUUCUUUAUCUCACCAUCAUUUGGUAGUUGCAGAAAUAUUGGCUAUGACUUGGGAGUUUCUACCUAGCUACCCUGGCAAUUAACUGUUGAUCGGCUUAUCCUUCAAGGACGCAUCUGUUACUCUGGCUGGUGGGCAGAAGUGAAAGAAAGAGCACUGAUGAGUUUGAGUUGCAAUAAACCUAACUGUUAGGACAAAAGUUAAGUCCUUUGCAAUGAAGGAUGUAAGUUGAUACAGGCAAGGUCUGUCACUUCAAGAUUGCUUCGUAAAUUGGUUCUCUCAAAUAUUAGUGGUUUGGUUGCAGCUGGGAAAGGAGCACACUUUGAGAACAAGUUCAGUGUACUGCUAAAAAAACUAAGGUCAAGCUUUCUCUCUCUUCGCAGGUGUAGUCUUGGUGCAGAAUGGGAAUAAACACUGUAAACCUUGGAUCUUUCUGCCCUGUACAGAGAACACAUGCACAGCUUCAUAAAACCAAGUUUCUCCAACUUUUGGAAAUGCAUUUUUGUUAAGGAUUCCUUUGACUGAUUAUAGGAGCGAGAAAACUAUGCUUAGCCAGUGGCUGCAUUUAUGCCCUGUUCCCAGCACUUUGCUUAUCACACCACACUCUGGACGGUGACUGCUGCAGUUCCCCUAAAAGCAUGUUUGCGCUUGUGAAAAGGGCAUUGCGGCUUGCUGUCAGCCUCAAGAGGUCAUAUCAUGCUGGCAUUUUUUCGUUUCUUUCUCUGGGUUUGGAAAAGUCUCCCAGACAUCGCGUCACAUUCCUCAGGCGAUAUUCCUCUGAGACUGGCAAGGUGACAGUUGUCUUGUCUACUUAAAAAAUACUUGUUAUUGGGUUGAUUUCAGCAUGAUUAAGUUUACCUUGUAAAUAAUGUAGCUGAGAAGUAAAUGGGUGGCAAAAAAAUUUCAUAGCAAGUUGCAAUCCAAGUCAUUGGAUUGGGUUCUGAAGUAGAUGACACCAGGUAGCUAAUUCCUGCUACUAUUUUGCAAACAUAAUGAUACUCCAUGGUCACCUGAUGUUUUUCUCCCCUCUUACCACUUUUUUUUUGUUAAAUGAGUAUCAGGGGGGUUAAAGGUUUAUCAAAAAUCCAAGUCUUAAGAACAUAACCUUGGAAGUAAGUCUCAUUCAUUUUAGUGAAGCAUAUCUCCCAAGUAGGUAUGUUUUGAGUUUAUUUAUUUAUGUUUUGAGUUGGUCUGUUUAUUUAGUAGAGAUGCGGGUGACGCUGUGGGUUAAACCACAGAGCCUAGGGCUUGCUGAUCAGAAGGUCGGCGGUUUCAAUCCCCGCGACGGGGUGAGCUCCCAUUGCUCGGUCCCUGCUCCUGCCAACCUAGCAGUUUGAAAGCACGUCAAAGUGCAAGCAGAUAAAUAGGUACCACUCCGGCGGGAAAGUAAACGGCGUUUCCGUGCGCUGCUCUGGUUCGCCAGAAGCAGCUUAGUCAUGCUGGCCACAUGAGGCUGUACGCCUGCUCCCUCGGCCACUAAAGCGAGAUGAGCACCGCAACCCCAGAGCCGUCCGCAACUGGACCUAACGGUCAAGGGUCCCUUUACCUUUAGUUAUUUAGUAAAUUUGUAUGCAACAUAUGAGUUCACAACAGUAGAGUGGUUCACAGCAUGUAGUUGCCACCUGAAACAUCUCGGUUAAGAGUGACUAUCAAUUGACUGCGUAGCUACUGUAUGUGUAUGCGGUGACGAAUAGUUACUCUUAACUGAGAUGUUACGAGCUGCAACUUAAAACACACUGUGUGUGUGUAACAUAAUUCAGUGUUCCCUAGACUAGUGUUCUCCAGGUGUUUUAACUUGGCUACUGUCGAGUUGCCUAAUGUGAGCUGCACUACUUUGGAAAGAACAGCACAGUUUAAGUUACUCUUGUUGAGCUAUAAAGCCCUAAGUUUCAUCUUGGGACCAACCAUAGGGGCAGUCUUUUCUGUUACGUUGCCCAGUUUGUGAAAUCACCCCCAUCCCUUGAAAUAAGACAGCCACUGAUUUUAUUACUAUUAUUUAAAUUUAACAACCUUUCUGUUUGCCCAUGCAUUUGUUGCUUAUUAAUGCAGAUGGAAAACAAAAGCUGUAAGGGCACUAAAGGGAUUUUGCAUCAGAACCACAAACUUUUAUUGGCCUGGUCCUCCUCCCAGUUUUGUACCUUGGAGCAAAAAAUGUGAAAUGGUAUCUUUUGGGUUUUUAACGAGAGUAUAAAUACAUUGGCAAAUACAUUGGUCCACCACCCCAGACUAUUCAUGAUUUGUGACCCUUUUCCUUUAUGUGCUUUAGGAUACAGUGGACAUGUCAUUGUUUCCUGUUGAAAACAUUAGAAAUUUCAGCAUAAUAGCUCAUGUGGACCAUGGAAAAAGUACUCUAGCAGAUAGGCUGCUGGAGAUAACAGGUGAGAUAAUUUUACAGUAUGCUUUAUUUCUUUGGGUACUGCCUGGGGGAUGUAAUCCAUUGGAACAGUCAAAUACAACAUUCCUUAUUUCCCUAGAGUGGGCACAACAGGUAACUUCCUGUUCCACUGGUCUGGAGUGUCUUCCCCCUGCAUGUGAUCUGGGAGAUGGGCAUGGUCAUGGUUUCCUCCAUAAAAGAGCCGAGUCACGCAGCCAUUUUCUCUCUCUUGAUCUCUCUCUUGCUUGCUGCCAUGCUGCUCUCCUGCAGCCAUUUUGUUCUCUUAAUGUAAUUUUGCUGUCUGCUGGCUCCCAGCUAGCAGCACAUGAGUUCAGUCUACAUGUGAGAUGAACUCACAGAUAGUUAUGUAACUACUAAGUCAAGCCUGCCUUUCAGGGAUCAAAUCGUGAACUGAAACGUGAGUAAACCUCUUGUUACUUUUAAGGAAAGACUCUUGUGUCUUUAUUCUAUUAAGAGGGAUAAAAGGGGACACCAGGAAUAAUGGGCAAGCCAGAUUGGAUUACUUAACUAAAGAGAUUCAAAUGAAUCUGCAAACCAGCUUCCUGCUAUAUUGAAGGGAAUCUGCUCUGAAGGAAGGAUAGUACUUAUUCAGUAUAUCCUUUCCUGAUAUCCUUGACGUUCCCACACUUCAUUUAAAAUAAAUACCGAGGCAGAACAUGUAAAACAGCGACAUAAGACAAAAUAGAAUAAUAAAAGCCAUAUGGAUAAAACGUCAUAUUCAGUUAUGAUAGCAAGGUCCUAUUAAUAGUCAGGAAAAGCUUGGGUGAAGCAGUCUGAUUUCUCUUGCUGUUGGAAGCAAACAUUUAGCAGCUUCCUGAUCUACACAAGGGAGAUGCCACAGGGGAGAAAGCCCUUCUUUCCAUGGUGAGGUGGUGACCUGUAGGCCAUGGAAUGGCUACCAGGACCUGCUUCACAGACUGUGGUAAUCGUCUUCGUCUUCGUUAUUUAUGCACAGCAAUUAUGAUUCCAAUACCAGUUUCAUUUUCCAUGCUGACCAUUGUUUAUAGAUUCAGUAGAAUACUUCUAAUGUAUAUCGUUUCCAUACCUAAAAUAGAACGCUUUAUGGUAAUGGCUAUGGUAUUGUAAAUUGUAAGUUUUCUUUCACUACCUGAGUGUGCAUUUUUGUCACAGAAGUGGGACGCUAAAGUUUCCAUUCUAUUUUAUUGUGUUUAAUUUGGGGGACAACUGUUUUGUGAAAUGGCAGUCAGUUUGCAUUAAAAAAACGUGUUAACCUUACUACCAAAAGAGGUUUACACAUUUCUCCUUCCAGCUAAACAUUCUCAGAUUUUCAAAGUCACAGAGGCAACAUAUGAUAUGCACACAUACGACUUGUGUAACUUGCCUUGUUUGCUGAAUCCGCCUUUGUCCAUUGAAAGUGUGCAGCUCUUAACUCUUCUUUUUCAUAGGGAUCUUCUAUAUAGACUAGCAUCUCUACAGAUGACAAUGUAUCCAGCUCCCUUCCUAUCAUUUUCAUGCGUAGCACCUACUUAGGUCCCUGAUUAUUUUUUUGGUAGCCUAGUGUUGUCCAUCUGUUGAACUCCAAACCAGUAACAGAGAAUUCUUUUAUUUAUUUAUUUGACCCUAUCUACAUCAAGCUAUAUUCUAUCCUUAUCACCAAACUCCGAAUAUAAUUGCACACUGUAUUAAUUGACAUCAUUUUUUAAUAUAUUAGUGGCCAUGUGAUAAUUUUAGCUUAUAACUGUUAUUGUUUAAUGUCUUAAUUUGUAUAUUAAGGUACUUUUAUAGCUCUGUUUAGAGUAGGUAAUGUCUUGAUAACAUAAAUGUUUUAAGUUUUUUGUAUCAAUCCAGUAUAUUUUCUUUUAAUUGUUGAAUGAUUCUGUGUACAUUGUGGCAGCCUUUGGCUAUGUGCAAUAAAACUGACUGAGUGACUGACAGUUUUGAGAGCAGCCCUUUCACCAAUCAGUUGCUCGAAUAUGUUUUAGAUGAUUUUCCCUGAGCAUUGUCUGCCUGCUCCACUAAACUUUGGAACCCUAGCUUUCUUGAUAGGAAUAGACUGAGAAAGAUAACACAUAAAAUUGAUCGUGGUUUUUUUUUAAAAAAACAGCCAUAGGUCUAUGAGAAUUAAACAUGGCUAUGCAAAAAUGGACACUUAUCACAAUGUACAUUAAUUAUGGAGUAUUUUUGACCCUCUAGGAACCAUUGCCAAAACAGACCAUAACAAACAGGUGCUGGAUAAGUUGCAAGUGGAACGAGAAAGAGGAAUCACCGUUAAAGCCCAGACUGCCUCUCUGAUUUAUAACCACAAAGGAACAAAUUACCUCUUAAAUCUCAUUGAUACACCUGUAAGUUAAUCAUCAACAUUGCUGAAGUAAUACGAAAUUGAACUAUUGUUGUUGUUUUUGAAAAAGUAAAUAUUGAAUGCUUCUAGAUUAUUAUAUUUUGCAUUAUUGUUACUUCUUGUUGCUGGUUUUUUACUUUGGCUUUAUUCUGCUGUUGGUUUUAUUUUAUUUAGCUUUUAAGUGUAUGCUUUAUUUGUUUACUUCAAGGGUUGUCUGUUUUGCUCAGAGGGGAGACCCAUUGAAAUGAAUGAACCGAAGUUAGUCAUGCCCAUACAUUUCAGUGGGUCUGUUCUGCAAACAGCGAACAGUUGGGGGAGGGAACCCUCUGGUUUUCACUUUUUACAGCAAACUGCCCAGAUAAUUGGGUGGCGUGUAAUUAUUGUAAAAUAAAUAUAUAAAUAACCACAGACUGGAGCAAAUCCAUGGCUGUGAUCUAGUAACACUGAAUUGGUUGUGCAGCUCAGUCCAUGCAGGGAUACAGUGGUACCUCAGGUUAAGUACUUAAUUCGUUCUGGAGGUCCGUACUUAACCUGAAAUUGUGCUUAACCUGAAGCACCACUUUAGCUAAUGGGGCCUCCCGCUGCUGCUGCACCGCCGGAGCACAAUUUCUGUUCUCAUCCUGAAGCAAAGUUCUUAAGCUGAAGCACUAUUUCUGGGUUAGCGGAGUCUGUAACCUGAAGCGUAUGUAACCUGAAGCGUAUGUAACCCAAGGUACCACUGUACCAUGUUCUGGUAUAUUAGCGGUGAGGAAUCCUUAUGCCUGCUUUAGGGGUUGGAUAAAGCUCCGUUGUUAUCAGGCAGGAGCGAAGCAGAGCUGCAAUUAAUCACUGGACACACUGCAGUUGUUAGACUAAUGCAACUAAUUUAUUAAAUAGGAGAAGCUGAGUUAAUGAGGGGGUUUAGAAAGAUUGAAGCAAAUGAACUGGAUGAGUCAUCCAGAAGUCUUCAUUGCUCAGCACAGGGAGGAAUUUGUUGACUCUCACGGUUUCUUCAAAAGAAAGUACAAAUACAAGGUGUCACAGGCCUAAGACCCUAUGCAGGUGCAUCCCAGAUAACUUGGACUACAAUUCCCAUCCACCUUAGCUAUCUUGGCCCAAUGGUCAUGUCAGGGAUGAUGGGAGUUGUAGUCAUCAUGGAGAACCCCAGGUUGGAGAUACUUAGUCCCUCCUAUAUUUUGUUCCCUCCUCCCCACAAAAUAAAAAUUCUGUCAUUCUUCAGGAACUACAGUUAAUUAAAUACAGGUCAAGAAGCUUUCAUAACUAAUUUCCUAAAGGGGGUAGGUUGCUGUUUUGAUGUUAUGAGCCGUUCCUCCAAGAUACGUGAGUCUCUGGCAUAGGUGUGUUGUCCGUGGACCCCUAAUUGGGAACCACUGAUUUUGACAAUAUUCACAAAAUGGCAGAAACUAGAUUCGAUAGAUAGAUAAAUUUUAUUGUCAUUGUCCGUAUAUACACAGUAUACACAACAACGAAAAUCAAACACCCACUCGAAGACCGGGUUCACAUACACAUUUGCACGUAUCUCCAACACUCUCAUCCUAUUCAGACAUAAUCUAUAAAAACAUAUCAUACUCCAGAAUGUAACAUAACCUAUUAAAAGCAUAACAUAACCUAAAAACCUGUCUCAUUCCUUCCUACUCCCUGCUUGCUAUUCCUUGCAACUGGCCCUGAGAUCAUUAUUUAGUGCAAUCAGAGCUCUUGGAUAGAAACUAUUCAGAAGGCGUGUGGUUCGUGUUUUCAUUGUCCUAUAUCUUCUGCCCGAAGGCAACAGUUCAAAGAAGUUGUGAGCAGGAUGGGUGGGAUCUCUCAGGAUAUUGUGUGACUUCUUCAAAGUGCGAGACGUGAAGAUCUCAUCCAGGGUUGGUAGUUGGAGCCCACUAACAUUCUGGGCAAUUUUAAUUAUUCUCUGGACAGGCGUUUUAUCCGUUUCAGAGCUGCUCCCAUACCACGAUAAUAUACUAUAUGUUAAGACACUCUCGAUGGUACUGUGAUAAUAGGACAGAAGUAGGUGCUGAGAUAGAUUCAGUCCCCUGAGCAUUCUCAGGAAAUACAACCUCCCCUGCACCUUCCUCACAACCAUAUUAAUAUUUACAGUCCAUGAGAGGUCCUCAGAGAUGUAAGUGCCCAGGUAUUUAAAACUACCAACCCUCUCCACCUCCUCGCCAUUUAUGUGCAAUGGUAAAAAUACGCUUUUCUUUCUCCUAAAGUCAAUUAUGAGUUCUUUGGUUUUUUGGUGUUAAGCAUAAGAUUGUUUUCUUUACACCAUUGAAUUAACCCCUGUACUUCUUUCCUAUAAGCAGUCUCAUCGUUCUCACUAAUGAGCCCCACCACUGUUGUAUCAUCCGCAAAUUUGAUGAUUGUGUUGGACUCAUACAGUGGGGUGCAAUCAAAUGUGUACAGGGAAUAGAGAAGGGACUUAGCACACAUCCCUGAGGGGCUCCUGUGCUUAAUACUAGAGUAGAAGAAUAGUAAGGGCCCAUUCUCACUGUCUGCGGCCUAUCAGUCAGGAAAUUCCUUACCCACAGACAGAUCUUCUGAUGUAUACCCAAAUUGGUCAUUUUAAGAAAUAACCUGUCUGGCAGAAUUGUAUUGAAGGCAGAACUGUAGUCCACAAACAACAGCCUUGCGUAGGUUCCCUGUCGUUCUAGAUGACUCAGUACAGUAUGGACAGCGAUGGAAAUAGCAUCAUCAGUAGAUCUAUUUCUUCUGUAUGCAAACUGGAACGGGUCUAGAGUGGAUGGAAGACCAGCCUUAAUAUGAUCUAGCACCAAUCUCUCAAAACAUUUCAUAACGACAGAUGUUAAGGCUAUUGGUCUAUAGUCAUUGAGAGAUACCACCACUGACUGCUUGGGGACUGGCACUAUAAUCGAUGUCUUCAGGCAGGUAGGGACAGAACCCUGCAACAGGGAUAGAUUAAAAAUGUCCGUAAACACACCAGCUAAUUCUGCAGCGCAGUCCCUAAUAGCCCGUCCCAUGAUUCCAUCCGGUCCAGCUGCCUUCCUAAUGUCAAUGCUCCGAAAGGCACGUUGUACGUCACAGGUCUGUAAUAAAAAUGGUUGUCUAUCAGUAGUAGUUUCUGAUGAUGUGCUGGUAGCCAAUGCUGUAGUGACGGUAGUUCCAGUUCCCACCUCAAGGCGACUAAAAAAUUGAUUCAGUUGAUCAGCCAGGUGCGCACUGCUGCUAGCCAGUUCGUUUUUAAUAUUUUGCCCUGUAAUUUGUCGCAGGCCUUGCCAUACUCGACGAGGGUCGGAGCUCUCAAAAUGUUUUUCGAUCCUCCGGCAGUACAUAGCUUUGGCGUUCCUAAUGCCCUUUUUCAAUUUGGCUCUGGCUUCUCUAUACUGUUGCGCAUCACCAGAGUGAAAAGCAGCAUUUCUUGCCUUUAACAGAAGAUACACAUCCCUGUUUAGCCAGGGCUUGUUGUUAGGGAACACCCGUAUUUGUUUGGUGGUAGUGACAACAUCAAUGCAGCUUUUAACGUAGAACAGUACUGUUGAAGCGUAUGUGUCCACAUUAUUCUCCACAAAGAGCGACCACUCGGUGCUCCGAAAGCAAUCUUGAAGUUGCUCAGAUGCACCUACUGGCCACACUCGUAUCUCUCUAGUUGAUGGUCUAAUUCUGCGUACGAGAGGUCUAUAUGAUGGUAUCAUAAGUAAAGAUAUGUGGUCUGACUGCCCCAAAUUGGGCAAGGGCUUGGUCUUGUAUCCAUGCAUGAUGUUACUAUAUACUCGGUCCAGGGUAUUUCCCCCCCUAGUGGGACAAUCAACAUACUGGUGGAACUUAGGGAGCACAGUUCUUAAAUCGGCUCGGUUAAAAUCACCAGCAACCACAAAUGCUCCAUCCGGGUGGGCCCGCUGCUGUCUGCUAAUAGCAGUCAGCAGGUGGCCCAUAGCUGUAGUAGUGUUUGCAUCGGGAGGUAUAUACACCGCUGUUAUUAUAACAACAUUAAACUCACGUGGCAAAUAAAAAGGGCGGCACUUCACCACUAGGUACUCCAAGUCAGGAGAGCAAUGCGUGUCCAUUUGUUUGAUGUCCGAGCUCCAGUUGUUAUUUAUAUAAACGCAAAUUCCUCCUCCUCUGCUCUUCCCGGAUUCGGCGGUUCUAUCCGCUCUAAUUACUGAGCGUCCUUCUAGCUGCAGAAGUCCCUGUGGAAAGGAGGGAUCCAGCCACGUCUCUAGAAGGACCAUAACACAGCAGUCCCGGAUACUUUUCUGCCGAGAGAUAAUAAGUUCCAACUCCUCUACCCUGUUGGGCAAGGAUCUCACAUUUGAUACAAGGAGACUUGGCAAUGCAGGCUUGUGGGGAUUUUUACCUAGCCUCACUCGUAGACCAGCCCUGCAACCCCUCUUCUGCUUGCGUCCCCUCCGUUUCCUUUUCUUUCUGGCAAGGAGAGCAAGGGGAGUAUCCCAAGAAUGUGCAAAAUAUGGAGGCUCUCUGAUAAGCUCAGCUGGAAUGUUAUAGGUUGAGACCUCCUGGCUGCAACCUUCUCCUCUGCCGAUACUUAAGAGCUCUUGACGACUAUAAAUUACUUGUGCCUGAGUAUUCACAGUCCCUAGCAGCAAUAAGUUCACAAGUAAAAAUAAAACACAAAUCACUGAAUACCGGUCUUCGGAGUGCCGAGCCGCUGCAAGUGCUUGCGCCGCCAUCUUGCACGAUGCUUUCUGGUAAGCUGUCAGUGGGUUACAUGACUUCAUGGUGUUCUUUUGAUGGUCUUUUUAACCAGACCUUGGGAUGCCAAGUUCUUGAAAUGUUUGCAUUGCUUGUUUCCCCCCUUACAGGGCCACGUAGAUUUUAGCUAUGAAGUCUCACGGUCGUUGUCUGCUUGUCAAGGCGUCUUGCUUGUAGUGGAUGCAAAUGAGGUAGGGUUUGUAAAGCAUUUAUCUUUGCUGUCUGAGGUGUGACUGACAACAGUAACUUCUGCCUCAUCUUUGUCCUUCUUGGAGCAAUGAAGAGUUUCCCUCUCCCAAAUGGUUCGAGGGAAGAGUCGUCUAUCGUUGUAGAUAACUUUUCAGAAAUAUGGAAAAGACCAGUUAGAUUUCCACCACAGGCAGUUCCUGAUGAGCCAGUUAUGGGACUGUUGGAUCCUGUGUGUUGUCCGAUAUUAUGAGUCUCUAGGUGCUACGAGUGCUAGGGAUCUUAGCCUACAAUCCUAAACACACUUACAAUCCUAUAGACGUCUCCUCAGGAGCAGGCCCCAUUGAGUGCAGUGGGACUUAAUAAUAAUAAUUUAUUAUUUAUACCCUGCCCACCUGGCUGGGUUUCCCCAGCCACUCUGGGCGGCUUCCAACAGAAUAUUAAAAUACAAUAGUCUAUUAAACAUUAAAAGCUUCUCUAAACAGGGCUGCCUUCAGAUGUCUUCUAAAAGUCUGGUAGUUUUUCUCUUUGACAUCUGGUGGGAGGGCGUUCCACAGGGCGGGUGCCACUACCGAGAAGGCCCUCUGCCUGGUUCCCUGUAACUUGGCUUCUCGCAGCGAGGGAACCGCCAGAAGGCCCUCAGUGAAUGAUGGGGGUGGAGAUGCUCCUUCAGGUAUACUGGACCGAGGCCGUUUAGAGCUUUAAAAGUCAGCACCAACACUUUGAAUUGUGCUCAGAAACGUACUGGGAGCCAGUGUAGGUCUUUCAAGACUUACUCCCAAAUAAGUGAGUACUGGAUUGCAGCCCACAAGAGACCAAGCCCUACUAGAUAUAAUGAGCCUUCUGAAUGAACACUUUGAGUUUCUGCAGAUAUUACCUUCGCUUGAUAACUGGGGUGAUAGAUUAGGUAACCUGUUAUGCUGCGAUAGCUCAGCCCGUAGAGCUUGAGACUCUUAAUCUUAGGGUCAUGAGUUUGAGCCCCAUGUUGGGCGAAAUAUUCCUGCAUUGCAGGGGGUUGGACUAGAUGACCCUCGUGGUUCCCUCCAGGACUACAAUUCUGUGAUUCUAACCUCUACUGCUACAUAAACAAUUUUCCAUGACCAGUUGAUUUCGUGGGCAGGAGCCUCUCCUAACCUACCUGGCAAUUGAAACCUGGGACCUUUUAUGUGGAAAAUAUCUGCUCUGCCUCUCAGCUACGGCCAUGUCUUUUUUCCCUUUGGGACAAUUUGGGGUGGGGUGGAGAGACUACAUUCACAAACUUUCAAUUGUUUAAUAAUGAUGUUUUUUUCUAGGGUAUUCAAGCUCAAACGGUUGCGAAUUUUUAUCUUGCGUUUGAAGCACAGCUGUCAAUAAUUCCUGUUAUAAAUAAGGUAACACUUGCCACACACAGUAUUAAAAAUUCUUAGAUAACUUUUGACUGUAGAAUAGCAACUUGCUCUCAGCACCUCUGAAUGCAGUUGUGACAGAGGCCAGCCAUGGAAGGCCAAGAGGCCAUUCUAGUUGUGUAUCAUGUCUAUAGUUGUCUCUUCCCUGAUUUACAUCAUUCCGUCAACAUAUACCGUAUUUUUCGCUCUAUAAGACGCACCUUUUCCCCUUCAAAAAUUAAGGGGAAAUGUGAGUGCGUCUUAUGGAGCGAGUGCAGGUUCCUUGGCUUCAGCGAUAGCAACGCAAAGCCUCCGAAGUGCAGAGGGAGAGCUCCCCCUGCGCUUCGGAGGCUUCGCGUUGCUUUCGCUGAAGCUGCCUGAAGCCCCUGGAGUGCAGCGCAAAUUCCCGCUGCGCUCCGGGGGCUUCAGGCAACUAUCUGCAAGCCUUCGGAGUGCAGCAGGAGUUCCUGCUGUGCUCCGAAGGCUUACGGAUAGCCGCCUGAAGCCUGGAGAGUGAGAGGGGUCGGUGCACACCGAUCCCUCUUGCUCUCCAGGCUUCGCUUCACUGGAGAGGCACUGCACAGUUUUCCCUCUCUGCGCAGCGCCCCGUCAGCGAAGCGGCAGGAGAAAUGGAAGGGGCUCCAUUUCUCCUGCCGCUUUGCUGAAUGGGAGCUGAGCAGAGAGGGGGAGAAUUUUCCCCCCCGAUCUCCCCCUCCUGUGGUCCAGUGCGUCCUAUGGUCCGGUGCGUCCUAUAGAGUGAAAAAUACGGCACUUAACUUUUAAGGUCCUUUAUGAGCUUCCUCUUUCUUUCCCAUGGUUUGUUCAUUUGUUUUAUUUUUCAGAAAUCUCUAUACCUGCCAGGGUUAAGGAAUAAUAAUAAUAAUAAUAUCACGGCAGUGGACAGCAUGAAAUCCGCAAUGAAAUUACAUUAGUGAAACAAGUAGCUCACAAAUCUGUAGGUCGGAUUGAUGCAUCCACACCAAUCCAGCAGGGAAAGCCUGGGAUGGGUGAACAAAUGAGUUGUAACCAGGUGCCCAAAUGCCAAUAUUGAAAUUGCCAGCCUCGUGUUCUUUCAGGACACACGCCAAAGGGUAGGUGCUGCCACACAAGAGGCCCUCCCAUCAAAUGUCAAGGAAAUAAACAACUAUCUGACUUUUAGAAGACAUCUGAAGGCAGCCUUGUUUAGGGAAGUUUUUAAUGUUCGAUCUUUUAUCGUGUUUUUAGUGUUCUGUUGGGAGCUGCCCAGAGUGGCUGGGGAAACACAGCCAGAUGGGCGGGGUAUUAUUCUUAUUCUUAUUCUUAUUCUUAUUCUUAUUUAUUAGUUAUACCCUGCCCAUCUGACUGGGCUUCCCCAGCCACUUUGGGUGGCUUCCAACAAAAUAUUAAAAUACAGUAGUCCGUCAAACAUUCCUUAAACAGGGCUGCCUUCAGAUGUCUUCUAAAAGUCUGGUAGUUGUUUUCUUUGACAUCUGGUGGGAGGGCAUUCCACAGGGUGGGUGCCACUACCGAAAAGGCCCUCUGCCUGCUUCCCUGUAACUUGGCUUCUCGCAGCGAGGGAACCGCCAGAAGGCCCUCAGCGCUGGACCUCAGUGUCCAGGUAGAACAAUGGGGGUGGAGACGCUCCUUCUGGUAUACUGGACCGAGGCUGUUCAGGGCUUUAAAGGUCAGCACCAACACUUUGAACCGUGCUUGGAAAUGUAUUAUGAUGAUGAUGAUGAUGAUGAGCAUAUAGCACUACUAAGUGGUCCCUCUUAUUCUUUAUAUUGUGCUCAAUUUAAUCUUCUGGGUAGGCCUGCUACUUCUUCAGUGCUGCCUUAUCCUUCAGCUCAGAAGUUGCAAUUCUGUGGAUUUACUUGGGAGUAAGCCCUGCUGAAAACAGUGGCACUUAUUUCUGAGUAAACAUGCACACGGUUAUGCUUCGCAUCUGUCUGCUGAUGCCGAAAGAAAAACAGAAUUUUGAACCUGCUUAUUCUGCCCUGCAUUUUCUUUUACAAAUAUUUCAGCUGGUUUUUUGUUUCAGAUGUCCAUUUUCUGUGGUUUCCCCCUUUAUGCAUCCCCUCCCCUACCCUUCCCUUUACGUUAGGCAGAGGGUUUGUCUUUUUUAAAAUGGUUUGUCCCGUGCCCGGUAAUUUUAUAUGCUUUGUAAAUAAAAUAGGGUGACAACGAACCCAAGCUUUCCAAUAUUGUAUAAACUGCUCUCAACAAACUCCCAUCUUCUUGACUGCAGGUCCCUAGUCUUGUUCUUAAGUCACAAAAACUUCCCAGGUUGCUAGUAAAAGAUAAGGAAAGUGCAAAUGUAAAUGCAGUUCACAUUUUUAAAGCUUCUCUCAUUUUUGCUCUAACAGAAUUUACUUCUGACUUCUCUUACAUUGGGUGCAUUGUUCCGACAAUAACUUUGUUUUCCAGAUUGAUCUAAAGAAUGCAGAUCCUAAGCGGGUGGAAAAUCAAAUUGAAACGGUGUUUGAUAUCCCCAAAGACGAGUGUAUUAGGGUAAGACACCUUUUCUGGUGUAUAAAUAUGUGUGUAGUAGCUGUUGAUAAAACUACAUGGAAACCUUACCAGGUUAUUUUUAUUAAAUGAUUAUAUUCUCACAGUGCACAGUGUUUACUUAGAAUUAAGCUCCAUUGAGAUAAAUGAAACUCAGCACUUCUCCCAGAAUAAAGUGCCUUGCUUCCUUCUACUGUAAUCAUUGAAGAAAUGUAUUUGCUUACUAUUCAGAGUAAAGCAUUUUCAAAUAUAACUGCAUGAAGCAUAAUAUAUUGAGGUGGCAACAGCUUACUAGUUAGUGUGCGCUGAAUUAAGCUCUCUUUCCCUUUUUAAUUUGCUUUAGAUCUCUGCUAAGCUGGGAACAAAUGUCGAAAGAAUACUUCAGGAAGUUAUUGAACGAAUCCCUCCGUAAGUUUAUUUUUCUGGCAUCUUAUAUACAGUGGUACCUCUAAUUGAAUUCACGUAUCCUUCGGGAUACGUAUGCGGCAAACCUGGAAGUAUUUUUCCAGGUUUCGCUGCAUGCGCAGAAGCGGUCCCUCCGGUUGUAUAAACCUCGGGAUCUGACCGGAGCUCCAGAAUGGAUCCCGUCCGCAACCGGAGGUACCACUGUACUAUUGAGAAAUGGACUGUCUUGCAGUUACGCUGAGCCAUCUGCUUGAGCCAGUUACAUGUUUGCAUCUUUUUAAUAAUCUCCUUAAUUUAGUGAGUUAACAUCUCUCUCUCUCUCUCUCUCUCGUUUUCAGUUUUACAAUUUAAAAUCCUCAUUUUACAUCCUUAUGAUAUCUAUUACUUCCCUUCUUCUCUUUCCAUGGUUCAUUUUCCAUAUCAUAAAUCCCUGCAUAUUUUACAAAAACUAUACCAUUCAGUAUUCCAUUAUUGCAUCCAUCAAAACUUAUUUACACUGUUGUCUUAAUGCUGCCCAUGUUUUCAAGUGUACACAGUCUCCCCCCAUAUAUUCAAUAAAUAUUUUCCCAGUCUUCUCUAAACAUAUGUUCUUCUUGUUCUCUUAUUCUAUAUGUUAAGUCUGCAAGUUGUGCAUAUUCUGUCAACCUAAGUUGCCAUUCUUCUUUGGUUGGGACCUCGCUCGCUCUCCAUUUUGGGGCUAACAAAACAUGGGCCGCAGUAGUGGCAUACAUAAAUAACCCUUUUUGAAACCUGGGAAUUUCAGUCUGAAUUGAAUUCUUGAUUGAAUUCAGAUCAGUAGAUUUCUCUGGUAAAUAUAACAUGAUGAUAAAGCAGAAACAAAGGCAUUUCAAUGUUCUGUGUGCAGUGUGUGUUGCUAUUUGCUACAGUAACUGGAACUGUAUUUAUGCGAGCACUUGGAAAACAGGCAUUUGGUAUUGAAAAAUAACUCUCAGUAUGUAUUACACAGUAAUACAUGAUAUAUAUGUCUUUCUUAUAACAGGCCCAGCGCCAGCACACAGGAUCCGUUGAAGGCUUUGGUGUUUGAUUCCACCUUUGAUCAUUACAGGGGUGUGAUUGCCAAUAUUGCACUGUUGGGUGGAGAGGUUCGCAAAGGCCAAAGGAUAGCAUCAGCUCAUACGAAAAAGGUUUAUGAAGUUAAUGAAGUGGGAAUUCUGAAACCCAACGAGCAGCCAACGCACAAAUUGUAAGUUGCAAGCGUUUGAAAUGAAUCAGAAACUCUUAUUUGUUUGGCCUUUCUCAAUAUCCGUAUCAGAGUUUCCCAAACUUGGGUCUCCAGCUGUUUUGGGGACUGCAGUUCCCAGCAUCCCUGACCGCUGGUCCUGCCAGCUAGGGAUGAUGGGAGUUGUAGUCCAAAACCAGCUGGAGACCCAGGUUUGGGAAACCCUGAUCUGGAUUCCUACUGCCAGCAGCAGUAAGACUGAUUUCCCAUCAGCUUUGCACUUUCCUUUGGCAAAACACAGAGCGGAAGCAUCUUCUUGCUUAGCUCAGCGUGGGGAAGUGGCUAAUGGCAUUUUAUAGGUAAAGGACCCCUGGACGUUUAAGUCCAGUCAAAGGCGACUAUGGGGUUGCAGCGCUCAUCUCGCUUUCACGCCGAGGGAGCCGGCGUUUGUCCACAGACAGCUUUUUGGGUCUUGUGGCCAGCAUGAUGAAACCGCUUCUGGUGCAAUGGAACACCGUGACGGAAACCAGAGCGCACGGAAACACCAUUUACCUUCCUGCCAUAGCGGUACCUAUUUAUCUACUUGCACUGGCAUGCUUUCAAACUGCUAGGUUGGCAGGAGCUGGGACAAAGCAAUGGGAGCUCACUCCAUUCAAACCACGACCUUCUGAUCAGCAGACCCAAGUGGCUCAGUAGUUUAGACCACGACGCCACUUGUGUCCCAUGAUGGCAUAUAGGAGCUGUUUCAUGGUGCCUCUGUCCCAGGACAAAGCACUGUUGACUGACUAAUGUAUUUUUAAUCUUUGCUGGAAGCAAACCUAGCAAGAUGGGCGGGGUGCAAAUAAAUUAUUAUUAUUGUUGUUGAUGUUGUUGUUGUUGUUGUUAUUACAUUAACAUUUCAGGCAAGAGUAAAAUGCUCUGCUUCCUGUCCAUUUGCCAAGGCUGUGCAGCAAGUUUUGUAAAGAUUGCAGCACACAAAUAUGGGGAAGAGGAUUUGACAUAAUUGUAGGCAUUUGAUAAUGUGCGAUUAAAUCCCUAAACAGCUUCUUCUUGCCAAGAAAAAAGGCUUGAAAUAUCUAAUGUGAUAAAUAUUUCCGCAUGAUGCUGGUUUCAUUUAGAUAUGCCGGCCAGGUUGGCUAUCUCAUUGCUGGAAUGAAAGAGGUCAAAGAGGCCCAAAUAGGAGACACAAUCUAUUUGCAUAACCAACCAGUGGAGCCAUUGCCCGGGUUUAAGUCGGCAAAACCCAUGGUCUUUGCAGGUGAGGCACACACAUUCAAUGACAGGAAGUACUUUCAUGUUUACUUAUACCGGUAGAGUGCUUAGGUGCAUUUAGGAAUCGUCGUUAACCGUAACAGGAACGCCAUGGAUCCCUGUAUAAAUUGUACCCCUGUUACAGCACCAACACUUUUUUGUGCUCAGAAACAUACUGGGAGCCAAUGUAGUUCUUUUAGGACUGCUGUUAUAUGGUCCUGGCAGCCGCUCCGAGUCACCAGCCUAGCUGCUGUAUUCUGGAUUCAUUGCAGUUUCCGAAUCACCUUCAAAGGUAGCCCCACGUAGAGCGCAGAAUCUUCUUGUUGACCAUGCUUUCAUUUUGUGUUUAUGGUGGGUUUCUGUAAAUUAGGUGAGGUGGUGCUUCAGUGCCCGUCAAGAUCACUGCUUAUUACAACAGUGGCUUUAGAGCCAGUGUGGUGAAGUGGUUAAGAGCAGUGGACUCGUAAUCUGGUGAACCGGGUUUGAUUCCCCGCUCCUCCACAUGCAGCUGCUGGGUGACCUUGGGCCAGUCACACUUCUCUGAAGUCUCUCAGCUCCACUCACCUCACAGAGUGUUUGUUGUGGGGGAGGAAGGGAAAGGAGAAUGUUAGCCGCUUUGAGACUCCUUAGGGUAGUGAUAAAGCGGGAUAUCAAAUCCAAACUCUUCUUGGGAAAGGUGGUUUAUUUUUUGUUGACAGAAUAGUGAUUUUGUACAGGCUUGUGAAUCGCUAUGCCUUUUCACAGUUAUUCAGAUAAACGGCUUUACUUGAUCAGAUUUAAUUUCAAGGAAUGAUUUCCUCGCAUGGAUGGGUACCUUCGAAAAUUUCAGUCAGUUUACUCUGAUGGAAAACUUCCAGGAGGAGAAUAUUUUUGAGACUUCCUUAUGUUCAUGCAAUUGAUCUUUCUCUUCCCCUCCUCCCAGAAGAGAAGGAUAAGUUAUUCAAGCUGCCUACUGCUCAGUCAACCACUGAAUCCAGCCCUUAUGUGGAACAAGACUGAAGACUGAUAAUUUAAGAACCUGGUAUAUUAUUUGUGGGCUGGCACCUGUCUCCUACAGAGAAGAAGAAGAAGAAGAAGAAGAAGAAGAAGAAGAAGAAGAAGAAGAAGAAGAAGAAGAAGAGUUUGGAUUUGAUAUCCCGCCUUUCACUCCCUUUAAGGAGUCUCAAAGCGGCUAACAUUCUCCUAAGAAGCGUCUUAAGUGGUUCUAGAGAAAAUGCUGGAUGAAAUAUAUGAGGAUCAGCUGCCUUUAUCAGCCAAGUUCUGUGUUGUAUUGACAGGAAUGUACCCAGUAGACCAGUCGGAAUAUAACAACCUGAAAAGUGCUGUAGAAAAACUGACUCUUAAUGACUCCAGUGUUUCUGUUCAUCGUGAUAGCAGCCUUGCCUUGGGAGCCGGAUGGAGGUGAGACUUGCAAUAUUCAAUCUUCAGCGCCACAAAGCACAAACAUUUUCUCUUGAUUUCCUUUGGCCAGGAAGUUUAACAUGCUUAGUUGGUGCUUUUUUGGGGGGGCGGGGACAUAUUUUUUAGCACUUUGUGAUUGACAGGGAAGAUUGAGUACCAUGUAAACGUUGCAUUUACAGGUUGGGCUUUCUCGGCCUUUUACAUAUGGAAGUUUUUAAUCAGCGUUUGGAACAAGAGUACAACGCAUCUGUCAUUUUGACAGCACCCACCGUACCCUAUAAAGCUGUUCUUUCCUCAGCAAAAUUGAUAAAGGUAAUGGUAUGGUUUUGAUUUGGCUUUUUGAAAUCGGGGAGGGGCCAUUCUGACUUUUUUUUACCUUCUGUAGGAACAUGGAAAAGAGGUGAUCACCAUAAUAAAUCCUGACAAGUUUCCUGACAAGUCAGUAGUGGCAGAAUACUUGGAGCCUACAGUUUUGGGCACUAUCAUAGCACCUGAUGAAUAUAUUGGAAAAAUAAUAAGUCUAUGCCAGGUUAGUGAAUUUUUUUUAAGCUUGGGUCUCCUUUCUGCCUUCAGGGUUGAGAUGAAAUGAGGCAGUUUUAAUUUUAACGAGCCAAAAGUUAAUUUUAACGGGUCGGUCACACUCUUAGAGAGCCACUUGUCUGCUGAAGAACCUCCCCUAUUGCAGAGGAUUCUGGGGGAUAUUCUUUGUUAACAUCGGUCAAGUAUCUUGAGCCUCCUUUUCCCCGGUGUGAACUGAGCGUUUGCUCUAGAAUAUGUUCAACCCGCAAUGCAGAGAACAUCCAUGGUGGCAAGCAAGUUUUUCAGAAAAUGCAGGUUCCUCACAAGAGAGUUUGGAAAGCCAGGAACAUGUUUGAUUUGGCCAAGCACAUUCACAUGGAUUAACUCGCCAUGUGAAGUUGUUCAGAGCUGUUAGCCUGUUUUAUCCCAGUAAUCCUUAUUACAACCCUGUGAGGCACUAGGCAGCUUCAUUCCAGAUUGGAAACCGAGCUGAAGUAACAGUGGCUGGCCUAAGGCUAUAUAUUCAGUUUGUGACGGAGAUGAAGUUUCAGCUGACAACUUCCCGGCUCUCAGCGCUCAGACUCUAAGCCACUGAAGUACUCUGUCUCUUCAAAUAAAAUCCAUGUAUAUGUAUAAAUUGGUUGAGAGGAAGUUACACGCAUCAGAGUUAUUCAUUUAACUGGUUAACUGAUUAAAUGAACAAACGUGGAUUUCAAAUAUGGAAUUGGUUGAUAAAUAUGUUUAGGCUUAUGCAGCAACAGGAGAUAUUAUAUAUAUAUAUAUAUAUAUGAAAAUCCUUAUGGCUGAGUUUUAUAGCAUGGAGACACUCAGUUGGUUGUCUUGUCCAAUGACUUCUCUCAAACAAAACAUCCUUUACAAAUGUUUGUUUGAUCACCAAGAGAGAAGAUGCCACCGCUACCUUAGGCUUCUUGCUGCAGUGCAGAACUUCCUAGAUUAAGUGCAGUUUCUUCUAAGGUUCAUACUAAAUCUGAUGUACUAUAAUCUAUUUCUUGUCUUAUCCUCCGUGGAUAGGAUGUUUCGUUUCCCUUCUUUGUACUAAGAGCCUUAAAAAUAUUUUAUGGUAGUCAACCAGUUCUCCAGAUUAUCGAGGCUCAGCACAGCAAAAAAAGAAAAGAAAAGAAAAGAUGGGACUUUGUCCUAACUAGCUUGCCAUCUUAAAUUACAAUUUAUUUCACUCUGUACAACUUGGUCUCCUGAAGCCAUUUCUCACCCAGCAGGCAAAGUUAUAGGAGAUCAAGCAAAAUAGCUUUACAUUACAGUGGUACCUUGGUUUAUGAACUUAAUUUGUUCCAGAAGUCUGUUCUUAAACCAAAGCAUUCUAAAACCAAGGCGUGCUUUCCCAUAGCCACGGGGGACUCAACUUACAAAUGGAACACACUCAACAGGAAGCGAAACACGUUCUGCUUCCAAGGCAAAGUUCACAAACCAAAACACCUACUUCUGGGUUUGCAGUGUUCUCAAUCCAAGUUGUUCAUAAACUAAGCCAUUCUUAAACCAAGGUACCACUGUAUUUUCAUGAAACUGUUGGUACCUUAGCAAUAAGAAAAGUGAGUAGUCGGGAGAAAGACCUACAGAAGAAUGUGCAAACAAGAUGAAAAAAUAAAUAUCUAUUCCAUAAAGAAACACUGGAGCUUUUAUUGCUUAGUUAUGUUAAUUUGCCAGGUCCCAGUAAUAUCGGUCCUUCAGUUUAAAAUUCACCCAUCAUGUUUUAGAAUGGAAUAUUUACUGAAGAUUUAUAUCAUGAGAAAUUCUAGUUGACUGUCAAAACUAUUGUGUUGCUUGCCAGACUCGAAGGGCUAUUCAGAAGGACCUAGUAUACAUUGAUGACCACAGAGUCAUGAUGAAAUAUUUCUUUCCACUAAAUGAAAUUGUCGUUGACUUCUACGAUGCUCUGAAAUCCCUCUCAUCUGGAUAUGCCAGGUACAGCAAUGUAUUUUUUUAAAAAAAAUAAAAUUAAGUGGGACAUUCAUUAUUUGUUGGGUUUUCAGAAUUCCAGUUGUACUCAGUCCCCACUGAAUUUCAAGGUUUUGCAGAAGAGGUGGAGUCUCUCCAAAGUGCAUGAAAUAAUAAUAAUAAUAAUUUUACCCCACUCAUCUGACUGGGUUGCCCCAGCCACUUGAGGAAUACAAUGGUUUUGCCUCCAUUGUAGGGCAGAAUGGGCAAGUUUAUGCAUCUUGCAGGACCAUUCUAUACAUGUCUGCUCUGAAGUAAGGCCCAUUGAGUUCAGUGGGACUUCUUUGCAAGUACAUGUGUAUGCAGACUAUUCCUCAGGUUUCCCUGCGACAUGUUUGAGGACAAAUAGGUGGGGGAGGCUGUCUUUAAGGCCUUGUGGGACAUAAGCAGGUUAUUUCCUUUCUGCACUAUUUUAAGUCCUCUAGCAAACGCUAGUAAACACUGGGAGAAUAUUUUGAAAGGGGGAAAACCCUCCUGAGAAGAUUAUUUCAAGGACAGUCAAACCUCGGUUCCCGAAUGCCUCCAUUUUCGAGCGUUUCGGCUCCCGAACACCGAAAACCCGGAAGUAAAUGCUCCGGUUUUUGAAUGUUUUUUGGAAGCUCCUGCAGCCAAUCAGAAGCCAUGCCUUGGUUGUCGAUCGUUUUGGAAGUCAAACGGUCUUCUGGAACGGAUUACGUACAACAACUGAGGUUUGACUGUAUAGAAAUGGAAGAGCAAUGACUUAUCAGAUCGGUGUCUAGACAACUGGGUGAAUUUAAUAUACCAAACUGGGAAUAGAUCUAUAUCUAUAUGUGAUUAAGAAUAGGCCAUGUAUUUAUUGUUAUUUGCAAAGGGGACUUUUUUUUUCUUUUUUACUGAGGGACAACAAACCUGUAUCUUUAUUUGAAGAAUUAAUGCAAAUAUUAUAUUAAAAACACUGUCUUUAAAAAGCCGAAGCCAUUUUGAGUGAUGAAUUUAAUGUUCUCCCCCCCCCUUCAGUUUUGACUAUGAAGAUGCAGGAUACCAGCCUGCGGAUCUUAUCAAAAUGGAUGUUCUUUUAAAUGGGAACCCUGUAGAAGAGCUCAUAACUAUUGUUCAUAAGUAAGUAAACUAAAAAUGCAGCCCUAGUCUGCAGAGGGUAUCUUUAAGAGAUGGUAUGGGUGGGUGUUCAAGAAAAGUAUGUGGUGGAAGAAUGAUUAGUCCCUAAACUCUGCUGGAUUUACACUGACUUAGGGCAGAAAGUGGGACGCGGGUGGCGAUGUGGUCUAAACCACUGAGCCUCUUGGGCUUGCUGAUCGGAAGGUCGGCAGUUCGAAUCUCCGCAAUGGGGUGAGCUCCCGUUGCUCAGUCCCAGCUCUUGCCAACCUAGCAGUUCGAAAGCACAUCAAGUGCAAGUAGAUAAAUAGGUACUGCUCCAGCGGGAAGGUAAACGGUGUUUCCGUGCGCUGCUCUGGUUCGCCAGAAGUGGCUUAGUCAUGUUGGCACAUGAUCCAGAAAAACUGUCUGUGGACAAACGCUGGCUCCCUCGGCCAGUAAAGCGAGAUGAGUGCCGCAACCGCCGAGUCGUUCAUGACUGGACUUAACUGUCAGGGGUCCUUUACCUUUUAGGGCAGAAAGCAGGCUCACUUUUUUCCUUGUAGCCCAGGGGUCUGCAACCUUUAAGACAAAAAGAGCCACUUGGACCCGUUUCCGAACGAAAAAAAAACUGGGAGCCGCAAAACAAGCCAAAUGUAAAUAACCACACAUUCUUCCCCUUCCCCCAUUCUCUCUUUUCCCUGAGUCUAUUUCAGAUAGCAAAGAGGGGUAUGGUACCUCUCAUAUCCAUUUUUUGCAAAGCACCAUGUGCAUAGAGGGCAUUAUACAAAUUAAUACAUAGAAAAGUGUCUGUCCCUCCCUGCAGUUCAACUCCCUCUCUUUUUACUAACAGCACAUAUCCAUUCCUUCUGCUAUUGCAACUUUCUCAUCAUUUCUACAUAGCAGCAUUUAUAAACCAGUGCCAGAGAAACUGGGUGAAAGGAAGGUGAGAGGGAAGAGAUAUGAAUAUUUAUGUGUGUAUAUGCAUACAUACACCUACACAAUUACAGGUUUGAAGCCAACUUAAAAUAAAAAGACCUGGUAAGCAAAGGAAUCUGUGGUGCUUUCCAUGGGAUCCAGGGACAUGUCAGCUAAUACUCUUCCCUUUCUUCUUCAUUUGCUUGUCUCUGCAGCAAAUCUCGAGGGGGAAGGGAGAAGGGCAGGAAUUGCAUAGGCACGAGAGAACGGGGGAAAUCCUGCACCUGCUGGCUACCUCUGGACCCCCUCCUCGUCACUGACGGAAUUCACCCCUUCCUCCCUGACAGGGAGGGCGGGCCCAUUUUGUGGUUCACCUCAGGUGCUCUCCCUCAACUCGGCGGCCACUCAGAAGCAAGGCACGGAAAAGGAUCCCGAAGUACCACUGCCACCCCUCACACACACAAAAACCCCGCCCCGCCAUUUCCCUCGAGCGAGCGCGCUCUCUCUCCCUCGCCUCAGGUGCCUCGCGCGCGGGGCUGAGGAGAGCGUGGCCUGGGAGAGCGUUCCCCCUCGCCGCCGCCGCCACCCGCCCUACCCCGGGGGAAGCUAUGAGCCAUGAAGCCGCCUGGCAGAACUUCCCUCCGGCGGCAGAAGCAGCAGCAGCCCUUCUCCGGCCGCCGCCGCCUCCUCCUCCAUCCCAGCAGCCGCCGCCUCUCGAGCUCCGCUGACGCCGCCGCCUUGCUUUGCCCGGCUCGGCUGCCCAGCUCCAUCCCCCUCCUCUUUCUGGCGCGUCUGCUUUUCUGCUCAGGGUCCCCGAGGAUCUGCGGAGCCGCGGCAAAGGUGUAAAAGAGCCGCAUGCGGCUCCGGAGCCGCGGGUUGCCAACCCCUGUUGUAGCCAGUUUUUCUAAAACCCCAUUGAUUACAUUGGGAGGGCCUCACUUAUCAGGUCCAUGUUGGAAGUAAUGGGAAGGCUUGUGGAUCUAAGCCAACCCUUGACCCCGCUGACAGCAGAGGAAUAAUAGAAAAUGCCACUGGAAAGCCCACAGUAUCUUCUGACCCCUUUCAGGUACCAUAGGAUUGUGCCUGAAGUGCAAUUUCCUGCUUUUGGUUACAUUCCCAAAACUACCUGUUUGAAUUUUCAGUUUCAUUGUACAGGUUGGUGCUGUUCCAGUACAACACGAGUUCUUCAUUUCAGCGGUUCUGUUUCAUUGUGGAACAUUAAUCCUUCUCCCCUUUAUAUAGUUAAAUGGAAAAAUCUAAUUGCAAACCUUGUUUUACACUUUGACAUCCCGGUCUUUUCCUUUUUUUUUUUUUUUUUUUUAAGGGACAAAGCAUACACUGUUGGGAAAGCUCUGUGUGAGCGUUUAAAAGACGUUAUCCCAAGACAGCUAUUUGAGAUAGCUAUUCAGGCAGCUGUUGGGAAAAAAGUCAUUGCGAGAGAAACGUGAGUUGUUUUGUGUUUUGCUUUGCUCUAAAAAAGUCAUUUGUUAGAGAAGUGCUAGUAUUGCAAACCGAAUAAAAGUCCCUCCCCUCCCCCUUUUAUCACUUGUAACUAUUAAAGUUGUUUCCAAUAUUUACUUGAGAAGAUGACAUUCUAGUCCAGGCAUAGGCAAACUCGGCCCUCCAGAUGUUUUGAGACUGCAAUUCCCAUCAUCCCUGACCACUGGUCCUGUUAGCUAGGGGUGAUGGGAGUUGUAGUCCCAAAACAUCUGGAGGGCCGAGUUUGCCUAUGCCUGUUUUAGUCUCUUUAAAGGUUACAACUAAAGUAAAAAUCACUGUGGUCUUUCAUUUAGGCUACUCACUUCAAGAGCAUUUCAGAUUAGUCUCCAUUCGUUCUAGCGGAUGCCAGCUUUAUUUCAGAGACGGCAUCCAGACAAAGGAUCUGCGUGAAAAUCUCAGCAUACAAGGAUAUUGGAACGAGAGCUGUUCACAAAGACCCCCUGGAUCCAGGCCGUUUCGUAACUUUAAAGAUCAGCACUUUGCCUUUAGCCUGGAGACUAACCAAAAUUUUGACUUUCUUAAAGAGGUAUAUCUUGUGCCUUAGGUGGCUGGUAUUAGUCUGCAAUUGCAAUCUGGAUCACCAGAAAUUUCUGAACUGUCUGAAAGGGUAGUCCCACAUAGAAUGCAGAAUAUGGAGCAGAGUUGAGGCAGUAACCAAAUAACUUCCCAUUCCAAAUUAAAGGAAUGGUCUCACGAAAGGAAAUAUAUUUCUGUCAUACCACUUUGUAAUUAGGAAGCGCAUAGCAGACUACAGUGGUACCUCGGGUUAAAUACUUAAUUUAUUCCGGAGGUCCGUACUUAACCUGAAACUGUUCUUAACCUGAAGCGCCACUUUAGCUAAUGGGGCCUCCUGCUGCUGCCGCGCCGCCGGAGCACAAUUUCUGUUCUCAUCCUGAAGCAAAGUUCUUAACCUGAAGCACUAUUUCUGGAUUAGCGGAGUAUGUAACCUGAAGCGUAUGUAACCUGAGGUACCACUGUAUUAGAAUUCUCUCCAAUUUUCCUCUUGGAUAUGGGAAAAGUAGCCAUGGAGUAAGGCUGACACCCAGUGGUUAAAAUGAACUAGAAAAUAUAUUUCAUUUGAGGCCACAUGCCGAUUAUUGAGUUGCCUUUUGUGAUAUACCACGAGGUGACAUCAUGUAACAUUUUUGCAGGGCAUCUUGUGAAAAUGCACUUUGGUUUAAGCACUGAAACUUAUUUCUUCCAGAGUGAAAGCUUAUAGAAAAAACGUCCUGGCAAAAUGUGUAAGUGUCAUUCUUUUCUUUUCUGUGGGGCAGAGAGAGACUGUCUGAUAAUCACCUUCCUUUUCCUUUGGUAACGUCUGGUGAUUGUAGAAUCAUGCCCUCCCCCUUGGUUUUUUGCUUCCUCUAUUGUAGGUACUGGUGCUAAGCUAUAUACUCCUGCUUUUCUGUUAUGUUUUAGGUUCAUGUUGGUACAUGCACAUUCAGUAAAAAUGACAAGUUUGCUUUUGGUGGCAGUUCCACAGUGUGUGAAGUUAAGAGAUCUGGUUUUUAUAAGAGUUGUGCCACUUAUUUCACCCAGAGCUCAGGGUAGCAAUUUUACAUUUAUCUGUCUUUUUAGUUGCCUUGGGUACUUGAAAAACAGUAGAACUGUUUUGACCAGAGUAUGCCAGCCAGUAUUAUAGAUAUUCAUAUUGUAAAACACAGAGAAAAUAACCUGUUUGUUUCCCUUUAAACAGUACGGAGGAGAUAUUACACGGAAAAUGAAGCUAUUAAAGCAGCAAGCUGAGGGAAAGAAGAAGUUGAGGAAAAUCGGAAACGUGGAAGUGCCAAAGGAUGCCUUCAUAAGUGUUCUAAAGAGACAGACUGACAAGUAGUUGGAAGUCCACAAUUACGGAUUUUUUUAAAGUAAACGUUUGACAGACUAGUGUUUACAAUGUGGAUGCCCUGUCUGGAAUCCGAUAUAUCCUGUGUGUACAUACGGCUCAAGACUCUGAAAUGUCAUGAAUGUAAAUGUACACUUUUGACAAGUGUUCUGAUUUCAAGAACGUUUAUAAAUGACGAGUAGCUAGAAAGCCUGCAACUCUUUAAAAAAUCA